CUCCUCCGUUGGGCCGAGUCCGCCUGCCCGCCGGCGGGCAUGGAGCGCUGCCCCCGAAGCCCCCGCGCGGCCCGCGACCGCAGAUCCGCCGGCUCACGCUAGCUGUCUGCAUCGGGCGUUUUCUCCACCACCCAACCGGGUCUUCGGAGUCUGUGGCGUCGUGAUUCGGACGAAAUGGAAGAAAAGGAGCGAUGUGACCCAUUCGGCUCUGCCCUCUUGCAUUGAGGCCUAGUUGGCAUCUGCAGAGAGGAAAACACAGCCAGGAAAGCGUGGUGUUUUCUUUUUUUUUUCCAAAGGGGGUGGGAAAGGAAAGUAGCUAAAGGGAGGAAUCUUACAUUUUAUGUCAUUUUUUUUCCUUUUAAAUUCUGCACUUUGAAAGUGGUGGCUAGAUAAACUAACCCAAAAGUUGUUUUAUUUUUCUAUCGAGAAGAGAGAAGAGGUGAAUUUUUUGUUGUUGUUUUCCCUUUUGAUUCCAACCUUUUCUCCCAGUGACAAAGCAUAAAUCAUGGACACCAGAGCAUAAGGUGAACCUCAGGAACCCGAAGACAGAGGAGCCUAGACCUUCCUCAGGAGAGAAGGAGUGGGGUGUUUAUCUGCUCUGUCUGGAACCUAAAUCGAAAAACAUGAGUUGCAUGCCAUGGAAAGGAGACAAGGCCAAAUCUGAAUCCUUGGAGCCUCCCCAGGCAGCACCCCCACAAAUCUACCAUGAGAAGCAGCGCAGGGAGCUCUGUGCCCUUCACGCCCUCAACAACGUCUUCCAGGACAGCAACGCCUUCACGCGGGAAACGCUGCAGGAGAUUUUCCAGAGGUUGUCUCCCAACACUAUGGUGACGCCCCACAAGAAGAGCAUGCUGGGAAAUGGGAACUAUGAUGUGAAUGUCAUUAUGGCAGCACUUCAAACCAAAGGCUAUGAAGCUGUUUGGUGGGACAAGCGCAGGGACGUGGGUGUCAUUGCUCUCACUAACGUCAUGGGCUUCAUCAUGAACCUUCCCUCCAGCCUGUGCUGGGGUCCACUCAAGUUGCCUCUCAAAAGGCAGCACUGGAUCUGCGUUCGUGAGGUGGGAGGGGCCUACUACAACCUUGACUCCAAACUCAAGAUGCCAGAGUGGAUUGGAGGCGAGAGUGAGCUCAGGAAAUUCCUAAAAUACCAUUUGCGAGGAAAAAACUGUGAACUCCUAUUGGUGGUACCGGAAGAAGUAGAAGCCCAUCAGAGCUGGAGGGCCGAUGUGUGACAGUUCUGCCAGACCUACUCUUUGCCUCAACCCUGCAGCCCUCUUUGAUGUGCUGUGGCCUCGACAGUCCACUUUCCCAAACAUCUCAUUGGGUUUUCCCUUUAGAUUUGCCAGUGCAAUAGCACAGAUGUGUAGACUGUCACAGCCACCCAGCGCUGUGCCUGGGGAAGAAGGUAGGAGCUCUGAACGCUUAGGGCAAGCAAGCCAGUAAACACCCUUUUCUAUUUCAGAGAGGGAGGUGAAAGGGGUCCUUUGUGAGGGUAGGGCAUUGCUUGCUUUCCCCUUUCUAUGAGGUCUUGACACAGGUUCUCCUG
Molecule: messenger RNA, 1546 nt
Organism: Acomys russatus (golden spiny mouse)
Lineage: Eukaryota; Metazoa; Chordata; Mammalia; Rodentia; Muridae
Gene: Josd1
Product: Josephin domain containing 1
Exons: 4
Coding region: 624-1232 (202 amino acids)
Biological process (GO): protein deubiquitination
Molecular function (GO): cysteine-type deubiquitinase activity
Source: RefSeq, a predicted model, not a curated record